UAAGCAUGCAAUGGUUUUCUGAGAAGGACUUUGCUUUCGGAAGUAUUCAUUGACUAGUUUUUAGGUUACACUGCUAGUUUCGGUUCCGUUAUCGUCACAAACAAUAACAUCAACAAAACACAUCUGAGUUUGUUUAUCAUGUGUUCAUACGAAAAUGAUUCAGCAAUGACGCUUUCUACAACUGAUGAAACGUUUUUCAGUGAUGACAACUUUGCAAAUAAAAGAAUGCUUGAAAAAAAAAAUUUUUUAAAUACAGGAAUAAUUUUGAAAUAUACUGUACACAAAUGGAAAAAGAGAGCUUUUAUAAUAACUGUUUCACUUUUAAUGGUUUUUGCUAUUUUCCUUGUAGUUGCAUAUCUUUUUUCAAAAACAAAAUUGUUAGCUGGUAAUAGCAAGCGUUCUUUUCAAAAUGAUUCGUGCAAUAAUUCUCAAUGCACAUUACAAAUUGUAGAAACACUGCCACCAAUUCUAGAAUUUAAUAACACCCACGAUUCUAUAUCACAACAUUGGUUAUACAUGAUUAAUAAUGCAAAGAGUAGGAUUGACAUUCUGUCAUUUUAUUGGACAUUAAAAAGUUCUGAUGUUCCUGGGGGACCUUAUACUCAAGCUGAAGUUGGAGAAAAGAUUUUUGAUGCGCUUAAAAAUUCUGCUAAAAAUGGUGUUAAAGUUCGCAUUGUUCAAAGCUUGCCAAAUGAUCAGUAUCCAGAUUUGAAUACAAAAGAGCUUGCAGAAUUAUCAAAUGUAGAGGUUCGAUCUCUUGAAAUGACACGUUUAGUUAAUGCAGGUAUAUUGCAUUCCAAAGUCAUUUUAGUUGAUCAAAAAAAUAUUUAUAUUGGAAGUGCCAAUAUGGAUUGGAGAGCUUUAACUGAGGUGAAAGAAAUUGGUUUGGUUCUUUACAAUUGUUCUUGUGCUGCAGAUGAUCUUCAAAAGAUAUUUGAAACAAAUUGGAUGUUGUCCGAGAGCGGAGCAACUAUUCCAUCAAAAUGGCCUCAAAAGUAUCAAACAAUAUUUAAUAAAGACCGUCCUAUGUUAACUCACAUAAACAAUGUUUUAUCAAAGCUGUAUUGGAGUACUUCUCCUCCAGAGUUUUGCCCACCAAAUAGAUCAAGUGAAUUAUCGUCCAUAUUAGAUUUAAUUAAUGCAGCAAAAGAGUUUAUUUACAUAUCUGUUAUGGACUACCAAGCAGCCAUUAUUUACUCUCGCCCCCAAACAUUUUGGCCGGUGAUCGAUGAUGCAUUAAGAGGUGCAGUCUACAAUCGUAAUUUAACUGUGUUUAUUCUUUCCAGUUUAUGGAAUUAUACUUCUCCUGACCAAAUAGCGUUUUUAAAGUCACUCAAUGAAUUUGGAAAAAUAUCUCGAAAUAACUCAUCUUUGCAAGUGAAAAUGUUCAAAAUACCUUCUUCAUCUAUUCCCUACACUAGGGUAAGUCAUAAUAAGUUUAUGGUAACGGAUAAUUCUGCACUUGUAUCCACAUCAAACUGGUCCGGUGAUUACUUUGUUUCUACAGGAGGUGUAAGUCUAGUUUUUAACCAAACCGGUUUUGCUUCACCAAACAAUGUCCAAGAUAAACUAAAGAAAUUAUUUUUAAGAGAUUGGACGUCAAGAUUUGCUUUGAAUAUUGAUAAAUUAUAAGACAAUUUGAAUGAGUUAUUUUAAGUAUAUUUAUAUUUUAAUAAUGCAUUUUAUCAGAUUAUACUUUUUCGUACAUUUUAAAAA
This is a messenger RNA of Hydra vulgaris (swiftwater hydra), 1716 nucleotides long. RefSeq names its product 5'-3' exonuclease PLD3. NCBI's taxonomy places the organism in Eukaryota, Metazoa, Cnidaria, Hydrozoa, Anthoathecata, Hydridae. The record is from RefSeq and is a predicted model, not a curated record. Gene Ontology annotation, molecular function: catalytic activity.